This is a messenger RNA of Dermacentor andersoni, 2183 nucleotides long. RefSeq lists its product as uncharacterized. The record is from RefSeq and is a predicted model, not a curated record. Gene Ontology annotation, molecular function: serine-type endopeptidase inhibitor activity. Lineage: Eukaryota; Metazoa; Arthropoda; Arachnida; Ixodida; Ixodidae.
UAUUAUUCCUGGCUUAGCGCUAUCCAGCUUCAGCUACAGAAAUUCGCCCAGAGUUUUUACUCGGCGAUUAAGCAGAAGACUUAUGAUGAAGCUUUUCAGCUGCUUUCUUAUCCUCGUUGUCUACGCAAACAUCGUGCACGCUCAACAUACGAAAACGAUACAAGCCCCUAUUCAACCAGAAUUGUGUACCAAACCAUGGGAUCGUGGACCCUGCGGGGCAAAUGUGAGCAAUUGGUUUCAUGACAAUAAGUAUCAUGAAUGCAAGGUGUUCAACUAUGGAGGUUGCCGGGGAAACGGCAACCGCUUCUGGACAGAAAAGAAGUGUCUAGAGAGAUGUGAACCGCCAGAAAGAAGAAGACUUGUUUGCAGUGCAGAUCCAGAGCCAAAGCCAUGCAAGGGAAUUUUGAAAUGGUGGUUCUACAGUCCUGGAGAUAAGACCUGCCACCGUUUGCCAGCAGGAUUGUGCCCAAGCUCGCCCAAUAAGUUUCUACUGUGCGAAAAAUGCAUGAGGAGAUGCAGUGUGAUAGAUGCAAGGGAAUCAUGCAAUAGAGAGUACAAGCGAAUGGAAGAGGAGGAGAAGGCUGCGAAACAAGGACUGACGCCGACGUUAGUGGCAGGCCCGGCAGGGUCUCCACUUGGCCUGCCUUUACCUGGAUCUGGGUUAACAGGAGAGACACCCAUUACCGUAGGAGCAGUAGGUUCCCCAAAUGAGAUAAACGUGCCUCCCCUCGGACCAGCUGCUCCAGUAACAAGCAUUCCGGGGUCAUUGCCCGCCUUAGUUGCGCCUCCACAUCAGACGGCAGGGCCCACACAAGGACAUCCUGCUAUUUUACCUGCAAUUCCUGGCAGCACAUUUGGAGCACCUGAGCCUGUGCCCGGGCCACAUAGCACGGAAAGUGGCACUCAUAACCCGGUAAUUAUAGUCGCACUGAUAAACCAUGAGAAAAAUGAAGCAGAGCCUGGAGAAGCUAUUAAUAAAAUUGGAAUGACUGGACAGUCAGGUGACGUAACCAACGAUGGUAACGGAAUCAAACAACAAGCACCUUCGCUACCAGUGCCCAAAUAAUUAUCUAACUUUCGAAGCUUUGAUGAGACAUAUAACGCCUAUCUAUUUAGUGUAUGUAAUCGAUUUUGUGGAAGUGGCGGCGUAUAUACAUAUAAAUUUAAUAAAUAGGUACAGCGCGUGUGGUCCACCACUUUCUUUAAGCAAGGUAAAGUUCUAAUAAAUUUGUCCAAUGGUAGAGCUGCCUAUUACGAGUACCGUUUAUUGCUGUUUUCGUUAUGAACCAAAUGAUGAAAAGCAAUUUUAUUAUCUGAAAAAAAUAAUGAAGUAUUUGACCAGAAAUUAAUUUUGUGCAUUCCUAGUCUUCAUGACGGAUUUUGAAAGCAUGGUGGCAUCUUUGCCAAUUCCUUGCGCUUGUCCAAACCUACGCUGAAAGGGUGAUGUCACAAUGUAUAUAAAAAUCAACAAUGAUACGCUGUCUUAAAUGGUCUGUGAAAAAAAAAAAUUUCAAUAUAUUGACGUAAUAAACAACCACACGCUCUGUAAAGCAUCAAUAAAUGAGUGAGGAAUAAACUCUUGCAUUUAACUAACUCUAUGCAGUAAAACAUCUUAUCGGUUGGAUAGUGGCUGUCACUUCACUUGAUAUGUAUCGGAUUCCGUGUAUCAAGGAAAAAGCACAUAAGGUGGUCAAAUAAGAAGAUUUUGCUGCCGCCUUUUCCUGCCCGGAGUUCGCCACCUUACCCUGUGUAUUUAAAGCCCUAUCAUGAAUGUAACAAUGUGUUGUAGGUGCGUGGUAAGACAGCUAACAAUUGAGGCACUGACCCUUGAAAUGCGGCACUGCUACGGGGUUUACUUUAUUGACGGUUAGCACGAAGCUAACUCACGUCGGAUCCAGUGCAGAGAGCAGCCGAGCGAUUCAAGCCAAGCGACAGCGCGAAGGAGGCAGCAACACCGAUCCUUUAGUGUUUGUCAUCCUCACUUCAAGAAGUAUGCUGCCACAGCGACGCCUGGUCUAUCUUUGUCACUGCAGUAUUUUUAUUAUCGCAUCGAAUAAUACGUGUGAAGGUACACACGCUCUAUUCUCUAAAGGAAAUAUAUUACGGAGGUCAAACGCACAAGUUUCAUUAUAGGGGAAAUGAUGCUUUUGUGAAGUCGCUAAUUAAACGCAUUGGUACUAAUG